Wallemia mellicola CBS 633.66 is the source of this 2044-nucleotide messenger RNA. RefSeq lists its product as hypothetical. Gene Ontology annotation, cellular component: anaphase-promoting complex. Gene Ontology annotation, molecular function: ubiquitin protein ligase binding. The transcript has 11 exons. Lineage: Eukaryota; Fungi; Basidiomycota; Wallemiomycetes; Wallemiales; Wallemiaceae. The record is from RefSeq and is a predicted model, not a curated record. The coding region runs from base 626 to 2005 and encodes 459 amino acids. Gene Ontology annotation, biological process: ubiquitin-dependent protein catabolic process.
GGCUGAUAUACAGUUCGCAUUCGAGAAUGCGUUAAAUCACGUGAAUAAACUGAGUGAAUCGUUUGAUAUAUCUCAAGCAUGGGAAGAUGUCACCACUUACCUUGAGCCAGCAUCACUGGAUACUAUCAAACCAGAUAUACCGCUUAUCGCAUUCGAGAAUAUCACAAACGCCAACUUAGAUAGACACCUUCUCGAGCAUUACUAUGGCCGCGUAGAGGCAAAUUUCAGUAUUAUCACGACUGAUAUACGUACAAUAUUGUCCCAAUGGGAGGAAAGUUCGCUGCUGAAAUUGACUAGCAAGUUCUUACACUCCUAUAGCUUAGGAAUGACUCAAGUUUAGCUCCAGAAGUAGCCCAGAGACUGGUAGACUACUACGUGGCCUGGGAAGCGCCAUUGCGGAACAUACCAGCGUGAGUUAUAUCACAUACCAUCUCACCUCUCUUAUCACUUCGCUAGAUAUGAGAAUGCAGAUGAACUUACAACUAUAUUUCACGAUCAGCUAUUCGCGACGCUUCCUGUCGAGCUUGCGAAAUCACUUCGUUUGCAUCUCGUACAGGUACUUUCUGAUGACACGUCGAGUUCGGUACCAUCGUUGGAUGUAUUUGGGGCACAAGCCAUCACUGAGAUGCUCUCGGCGGAGAUCCUCUACGAUGAGAUUGAGAAUGAAGUCCUAGCUAAUAAGGGACAAUGGGAAGAACCUGUUUUGGAUAACUUACGUAAAUGGAUAGCAUACGGUGGAAUAUCUGUUAAAAUGCAGUCUAUCAUGUCUAAAGAACCCGUCAAGCGGUGGGCAGAUACUUGGCUACAACGUUUUGAUUUUUUUGCAUGCGAGAAAUUCUGCGAAAUGCGAAUAGAAGAGCUCUUUGAUAUUAUAGUUGAUUACCCUGAUUCAACAGCAGCAAUCAAUGACAUAAAAACUUGCUUAGAGAGAGUGCAAUAUCGCUCACACCUUGUGAAGCAACUAAAGACAUUGAAUGAAAGUCGUUUGUUACAUGCUGGUGCAUCAACGCAGCUCAUCCUUACACAAUACAUAUCGACAAUAAAGUGUCUACUCAUCAUUGAUCCGACAGGCGUACUACUAGCAUCGGUAGCUGAGCCAAUACGCAAGUAUCUCCGCGAAAGACCCGAUACGAUCCGCUCAAUAGUUGCAAGUUUCGUCGAUGAGGAGAGUGAACUAGUCGAAGAAGGCGAUGCUCAGGAUAAUGCGCCAAUUGUUCUCGAAAAUGAUGAUGCACCUGACUGGGAAGACCCAAAUUGGGAACCCGAACCUAUCGAUGCUGGUCCGAACUUUCGCAGCGACGGUCGCAAAGACCUUAUCUCUACACUUGUUAGUAUCUACGACUCGAAGGAGGUCUUCGUUGAAGAGCUUCAAGUUAUGCUUGCUCAGCGUUUGAUGUCUUUGAAAGAUUACAAUCUAGAGAAAGAAAUUCGCAAUAUUGAAAUACUCAAGCUCAAAUUUGGUGAAACAACAUUGCAUGCUUGUGAAGUUAUGUUGAAAGAUGUGGCUGAUUCGAAGCGUAUAGAUCAGAACAUCAGGUCGCAGAUAGAGACUGUCAUUCGACCAAUCGUUGUCUCACGUCAAUUCUGGCCUGAAAUUGAAGAUUUCUCAUUCAACUUGACAGAACAGAUGCAAACCUAUCGAAAACAGUACGAGGAUGCAUAUGCUCGUUUCAAGCCAGAUAAGCGUUUACACUGGAUACCGCAGAUCGGAAACGUGUCAAUAACACUAGAUCUAGAAGAUAGGACGUUGAAUUUAGAUGUAACACCUUUCCAAGCAACAGUGAUUGACUUAUUCGCUGUAAAUGGAGGAAAGAUGACAGCGCAGGAUAUUGAAGAGCAAUUAGAGGCGCCCAACAGUGUUAUUGUUCAGGAUACACUCGCUUUCUGGAUCAAAAAGGGUGUCUUGAAGGAAGAAAAACUAAGGGACGAGGAUAUAGCAGUCUAUAGAGUGCUUGAGCAAUAUGAAGCAACAUCUCCAAAGUCCAAACCUCGGACUAGUUUGUAAUUAAAUUAUUAUAAUGCGGUGUAUUUUAUAGUUCUUGGC